Molecule: messenger RNA, 4741 nt
Organism: Anolis carolinensis (green anole)
Lineage: Eukaryota; Metazoa; Chordata; Lepidosauria; Squamata; Anolidae
Gene: opa1
Product: OPA1 mitochondrial dynamin like GTPase
Exons: 31
Coding region: 110-3151 (1013 amino acids)
Biological process (GO): mitochondrial fusion
Cellular component (GO): mitochondrial membrane; cytoplasm; microtubule
Molecular function (GO): GTP binding; GTPase activity; microtubule binding
Source: RefSeq, a predicted model, not a curated record
GUGGCGGCUGAUUUCUCCUCAGGGACGGGCGGCCGGGCCGGAAGUAGUGUCGGAGCGGCUGAGGAGGGCGACGGAGGCGGCGGCGGCACGGCUCCGCUCCGGCAGCAGGAUGUGGCGGGCCCCGGCGGCUGCGGCCUGCAUCAUCUGUCGAAACCUCACAAACGGGGCCCAUGGAGUGAGAGGGAAGUCGCUGCUGCAGAAACGGCACCUCGUGUCCCGAAGUAUCCAUCAUUCCCGCCAUCCCGUGUCCAGAUUUCAGAGGCCUCCAUUGCGGACCCCCACGCAGCCCUUCUCCUCCCUCAGCCGCCUCCCUUUGCGGGGCACCCGGCUCCUUGUGAAGUAUGGAUCCCAGCCCCACCGGACCUUCUGGCUGGGCAGAGUGGCUGCAAGGCUCCUGAAGCUGCGAUACAUCCUCCUCGGUUCCGCCGUGGGAGGGGGCUACACUGCCAAAAAGACAUAUGACCAGUGGAAGGACAUGCUGCCUGAUCUUGGCGAAUAUAAGUGGAUUGUGCCCGACUUUAUCUGGGAUCUCGAUGAAUAUGUAGACUUUGAAAAACUCAAGAACGCUCUCCCUGACUCUGAAGACCUGGCUAAGCUGAUGCCUGACUUUGACAAGAUCGGAGAGAGCAUCAGUUCGCUGACGGGGCUUUUCACACCAGGUUACAAUUUGGUUAGUGAAGUCAUAGGAGCUUCUGGUCUACUUCUCUUGUUGGGCUCUCCCGGGGACACGGCCUUCAGAGCCACAGACCAAGGGAGCGAUCGCGAGAAGCAGUUCAAGAAGGGCCUCCUGGGAGAACUCAUUUUCUUGCAGCAGCAAAUCCAGCAGCACGAAGAGGAGACUCGCAGAGACCACUUCGGCUCCUCCCAGCAGCAGCAGCAGAAGCGAAAGGCUUCCGACAAAGAGAAGGUCGACCAGCUGCAGGAGGAACUGCUGCGGACUCAGUUGAAAUACCAGCGGAUGCUGGAGCGUUUGGAGAAGGAGAACAAGGAGCUGCGGAAGAUCGUCUUGCAGCGGGACGACAAGGGCAUCCACCAGAGGAAGCUGAAGAAGUCCCUGAUUGACAUGUAUUCGGAAGUCCUGGACACUCUCUCGGAUUACGAUGCCAGCUACAACACCCACGAUCAUUUGCCCCGGGUGGUGGUGGUCGGGGACCAGAGUGCCGGGAAGACCAGCGUCCUGGAGAUGAUCGCCCAGGCACGGAUCUUCCCACGCGGCUCCGGAGAGAUGAUGACCCGCUCCCCUGUGAAGGUCACCCUGAGCGAAGGCCCCCACCACGUGGCCCUCUUCAAGGACAGCUCCCGGGAGUUUGACCUCACCAAGAAGGAGGACCUGGCAGCCCUGCGGAAUGAGAUUGAGAUCCGGAUGCGGAAGAGCGUGAGCGAAGGCUGCACCGUCAGCGCAGAGACCAUCUCCCUCAGCGUGAAGGGGCCGGGCCUCCAGAGGAUGGUGCUGGUGGACCUGCCGGGCGUCAUCAGCACGGUGACUUCGGGGAUGGCCCCCGACACGAAGGAGACCAUCUUCAGCAUCAGCAAGGCCUACAUGCAGAACCCCAACGCCAUCAUCCUCUGCAUCCAAGACGGAUCAGUGGACGCUGAGCGCAGCAUCGUCACAGACCUGGUCAGCCAGAUGGACCCUCAGGGCAAGAGGACCAUCUUCGUCUUGACCAAAGUGGACCUUGCGGAGAAGAACGUGGCCAGUCCCAGCAGGAUCCAGCAGAUAAUUGAAGGCAAGCUCUUCCCCAUGAAGGCUCUCGGCUAUUUUGCAGUCGUCACCGGAAAAGGAAAUACUUCUGAGAGUAUUGAAUCUAUUAAAGAGUACGAAGAGGAGUUUUUCCAGAACUCCAAACUACUAAAGAACUGCAUGCUGAAGGCCCACCAAGUGACCACCCGGAACCUGAGCCUGGCCGUCUCCGACUGCUUUUGGAAGAUGGUCCGGGAGUCUGUGGAGCAGCAGGCGGAUGCCUUCAAAGCAACUCGCUUUAACUUAGAGACUGAAUGGAAGAAUAACUAUCCCCGUUUGCGGGAACUGGACCGGAAUGAAUUGUUCGAAAAGGCCAAGAACGAGAUCCUUGACGAAGUCAUAAGCUUGAGCCAGGUGACGCCAAAGCACUGGGAGGACAUGCUGCAGCAGUCCCUGUGGGAGAGGGUCUCCACCCACGUGAUAGAAAACAUCUACCUUCCGGCCGCGCAGACCAUGAACUCGGGGACCUUCAACACCACCGUGGACAUCAAGCUCAAGCAGUGGACGGACAAGCAGCUGCCCAACAAAGCCGUGGAGGUGGCCUGGGGGACGCUGCAGGAGGAGUUUUCCCGCUUCAUGACGGAGGAGAAGAGCAAGGAGCACGACGACAUCUUCGACAAGCUCAAGCAGGCGGUCAAGGAGGAGAGCAUCAAGCGGCACAAGUGGAACGAGGGCGCAGAGGACAGCCUGAGGGUGAUCCAGCACAACGCCCUGGAGGACCGCUCCAUUUCGGACAAGCAGCAGUGGGACGCGGCCAUCCAGUUCAUGGAGGAGACGCUGCGGAGUCGCCUGAAGGACACGGAAUCCGUCAUUGAGGACAUGGUGGGCCCGGACUGGAAGAAGAGGUGGCUCUACUGGGUGGGGCGCUCCAAGGAGCAGAGCAUCCGCAAUGAGACGAAGAACGAGCUGGAGAAGAUGAUGAGGUGCAACGAUGAGCACCCGGCCUACCUGGCCAACGACGAGGUGACCACCGUCCGGAAGAACCUGGAGGCCCGAGGGGUUGCCGUUGACCCCUGCUUGAUUAAAGACACCUGGCACCAGGUGUACAGGCGGCACUUCCUGAAGAAGGCCUUGGGGCACUGCAAUCUCUGCCGGAGGGGCUUCUAUUACUACCAGCGGCACUUUGUGGACUCCGAGCUGGAGUGCAAUGAUGUGGUUCUCUUCUGGCGCAUCCAGCGCAUGCUGGCCAUCACCGCCAACACCUUGAGGCAACAGCUGACCAACACAGAAGUACGUCGCCUGGAGAAGAACGUGAAGGAAGUUCUGGAAGACUUUGCGGAGGAUUGUGAGAAGAAGAUGAAGCUGCUGACGGGGAAGAGGGUUCAGCUGGCCGAGGACCUGAAAAAAGUCCGGGAGAUCCAGGAGAAACUUGAAGCCUUCAUUGAAGCCCUCCAUCAAGAGGAGAAGUAGGCGGCGGGCGCAGUAGGACAUUUUCGGCGAGGACGCGGCCCCUGCCUGAGCAAGAGGAGCUCUCCUUCUGCCCCCCCUCCUCCCCCCACCCCCAUUUCUGUCCCCCUCCCACAAAUGUCACAACCGCAGUGUCCCACCUGCAAGAAAGGCCCUCCCCGGCCCCUUCCCCGGGAGGGAUGAGUGGCUGCCUUUCCAUUCCCGAGAGGACGGACGGGCGCUUUCCGCCAGCGAGGCCCAGGCUCCUCCUCAGGCGGUUUCGGCCCAACUUGGCUGGGCUCCGCUGUGUAAAAAGAAGGAAAAAAACACCGGGGGAGGGGGCAUGAAAUAAAAAAGAGUCUUUGUACAUAUAUGUUGGUGACGCCACCAAGUCAUCCUUGUUUGAGUGUGCAGAGCCGUGUGCUUGUGUGCUCCCAAGGGGCAAACAUGUGCUUUAAGUAUCUGUUGAGAAACAACGUCUUGGAGAAUCGUCGAUGGACCUGGUUGUCGCUGGAGAAAGAUUCCUGCUGGUUCCCGGCUUUGUGGCCGCUGUGCGCUGAAGGUGUGCCUGCAGUGUUUGUCUGGGGCUCCCGUCGAACGCAUUUCACUUUCCAUCCCUUGUGACGCCCGGGCUGAAGAAGCAGCGGCCUGGAGGGUCCCGAUCUGUGCUGGGACCUUCCCACAGCUGGGUUUCUUCUCCUCUUCUUCCUCCUCAGCAGAGCCUCACCUUUGCUAAACCCUGUCCAUGUUAUUUAGUGUCUGCUCCCCUGUUCCUCCCUUGAACCAGCCACGUCUUCACCCCUUUGGGUGUCAUGGAGGGGCGCCAUUGUGAGAGACCCCCACCCUGCUGGAAGCACUUCAGGCCCCCAAAACGCGGGUCAUUUGCCCAUAGUCUCUUCCUUGCCCCCGUGGCUUCCUCCCCUGGUCUUUGAGGCCAAGAGCUUGUCACGGGGAGCGUUGGCCCUCUCCCCUCCCCAAGUGCCCGUGAUGACCACCCCGGCCCUGGACCCCCGCCCUCUCCCACCCGUCUCUGCCCAAACCCCUCCUUCCCUGUUUCCUGGAUUAAGAUGCUUCACUUCUCCCUGCGUUGGCUCCCAAGUGUCCGGCAGAAGGCUUGAGCUCCUUGGUCUACGGUGGCCAUUGCUUUGGUGGGACAAGGUGGCUGCUGAUGGAGGAAGAGACGCAGGACGAGGCCACUUCUUCUUCCAGUUCCCGGCCAGAAAAGCAGACUGACCGACUGCCCCUCCACCCUUCAGUCAUCGGUGGGCAUGAUGUGGAAGGCGGCGCAAGUGGAGCCUCCCAAGGUGUGUUUGCAAGAAAGCAAAUAGCUUCUACCUCCUUGGCGUCUCCUGGACUGGAAUGAGCUGAAACGUGAUGGAAGGAGUCUUGCCCGCGAGCCCACGCUUGCCUGUGUGGCCGCUCUGCCCACACACUUCGUGCCCCGAGAGGAGGGGAGGCCUUCCGUGACUGCCACACGCCCGGCGCCUGGAGCACUUUGGGGCCGCCAGCCUCGGCCGCCGAUCUGAGAAUCCGCAUGAUGUAUCCUGUGGGAGUUUAUUAUUUAUUGAAUGCAGAUGUCAGUGGAGGAAACGUUCAAUAAAUAGGUUUUGAACA